AUGGAGACAUAUUCUCAACUAAAUCGUGCUCAGCUCAGUUAUGACUAUCUACAUACCAACUCAACGACACAUGAAUUCCUUUUCGGUGCUAUCGCGGAACUUAUUGAUAAUGCACGUGAUGCAGGAGCAACGGAGUUGGAUAUAUACACAAUUAAAGACAGCUCUGUGCGUGGUAACUUUCUUCUCUGCUUUGCAGACAACGGUUGCGGUAUGACACCAGAUGAUGUGAAAAAUGUCAUAAUUUUCGGAAAGUCUUUAAAGAAGUGUGAGGAUACUGCCGCUAUUGGUAUGUAUGGGAACGGCCUGAAAUCUGGUUCUAUGCGCAUUGGAAACGAUUUAGUUCUGUUUACUAAAAAGGAUGGUAUUUACACCUGUCUAUUUUUAUCAAGGACUUUCCAUGAAGAAGAGAAACUUGAUGAGGUAGUUGUCCCAAUGCCCUCUUUUAGAGGUCCUGAGAAGACUCCUAUCGCAGAGACUCCCGAGGAUAAGAAAAAACAUGACCUCGAAAUGCAUUUAAUCCUGAAGUACUCACCAUUCCGCUGCCUAAAGGAUUUCUAUGCACAGUUCGAUAAACUUAAAGAGAGUUCAGGAACUGUUGUGAUUAUAUAUAACAUGAAACUUCUUGAUCAUGGAGGACCUGAAUUGGAUGUCACUACGAACCCACGUGACAUCCUACUUAGUCCGGGACCAGAACAAGAAGAAACCGUUGAACCUGAUGCUGAGGUUAUGCUCCCACCAGAAAGACGUAGUCUUCGAGCUUAUGUGUCAAUUUUAUAUUCCGAUCCACGUAUGAAAGUAUAUUUACAAGGACGAAAAGUCCAAACUAAACGACUACUAGCAACGUUACAUAGUACUAGAAAAUAUAAUUUUGCAAGCAAAACCUUUCGUACUAGAGCUGAAGCUGACUUAGCAAAAGCUAAGAAUGAUGUGAGAAUAGCGGAACUUAGAGCUCAGGAGGCAGAAAGCAAAGCGAGGGAUUGUGAACUUCGUUACCAAGGUUCUGAGGAUCCCGAACAUUUGCGUCAAAUACGUCGUCUUCGAAACACCGCUGCCGACCUACGCGGAGCUGUAGCGAUGCGACAGAAUGUAGUCACGCGCAAACUAAAAUCAAUCAAGGAUCCGAAAACACUGACAUUUUAUUUUGGUGUAAAUGUUAUGAACCGCGCUUGUGAUGGUAUGUUUGUUUAUAAUUGUUCCCGUCUAAUCAAAAUGUAUCAACGUAUUGGACCACAACAAGAUUCAAGUAUGAUGUGCCGUGGUGUAGUUGGAAUUGUCGAUGUACCCUAUAUGGUUCUUGAACCUACACAUAACAAGCAAGAUUUUGCUGAUGCUAAAGAAUAUCGUCAACUUAUGCGUGCAAUGGCGGAUCAUUUAAUGCAGUAUUGGGAUGACCUUGGGAUUGAUAAAGAACCAGAUAGUUUAAUACGAUUCUGGAAAAGUUUUGGCUACCUAUCAGCACGCUGGAGAGACCCACCUAGUAUAGAGGAAAAAUAUGCCCGUCGUCGCUGUUGUUCUGUCUCCAUUUGUGUUCAGUGUGAUAAAUGCUUAAAAUGGAGAAUACUUCCAUUCUCACAGAGCCUUGUCGGACGGGAUGUUCCAGAUAAUUGGCAAUGUCGUGAUAAUCCAGAUCAUAAACAUAAGAGAUGUGAAGAUCCUGAAGAAGAUAUGAGCCCACCGAUGGGUGUCUUAAAGAGAAAAAUUAAAACUAAGGAACAAAGACAGGCAGAACUCGAAAAACAAAUCCGUAAAAAACAGGAAGAACUUGAACUUAUUCAAGAUCCUGAUGAUGAAAAAGCUGAUGAUUCCAGUGCUACUACUCGUAGUGGUCGCUUAAGUGGCUCUGGGAGUUCAGCUCUCUCAAAAUCUCCUCGUAAACGCCCCCAUCCGCCUCCAGCUAUCUCGGACCUCCCCAACAAACGGUCUACUCAAUCCUCUUCCAUUUCUCGAGCAAUGACUGUUGCGGAUAAAAAACGUCAAGCUGGAUUGUCGUCAUCAAAUGGCCCUGUAUCGUUAUCAUCCCAAAAACGUACUGGUUUACCACUACCUACAAGUAACCAGAGGCAACCACGCCCCAGUGGUCUAGUCCCUAAAGCUCAACAACGGAAUUCAACUACCCCUAAAGGUCGUAAAGUCACAACAGCAGAAAGUGAAAGCAGUGAAGAAGAGACAAGUGAGGAUGACGAAGAAGAAGAUGAUGAUGAAGAAGAGGAAGAAAAAGAAAUCUCUAAAUCUGUUUCUCGUAACAAACAAACUAUAUCAUCCCUUCCAAAAACUAAAAUCAAUACUUCACAAACCCCUGAAAAAAGUCUUCAGAAGACAACUGAUGAAUUAAAUGGCAAACGAUCAACUAAUAAAGAUAAAAGUCCCGCACACGAUUCAGUCACAAUGCAUCAUCGUAAUCGAACUUCGAUAGGUCCAGACAACGGUGAUGCUACAUCUAUAGUAAAUAAGGAUCAAAAUAAAAACAAUGAUUCUACAGGAAAUAAAUCGAAAGAAUUGAAUUCGACAGUUAACUCUUUAUCAUCUGAAGCUAAUAUUGCAAUUCAUAAGAAGAUUCAAGAGAAAUUCAAGGUUUGUCUUCGGUAUUUCCUACCCCCUGAAUGGCCAAUGGAAAAAGACCAAAUUCAUACCCUUACAGAUUCUGAUCUUGCUAGUUUUCCUUUAGAAGACUUCUUCGAUCGCUAUGAACAAGGUCUUCGAUCUCUCUUGGCCACUUUCCAGCAAGAAACCAAAAUAUGCUCUGAUCGAUUAACUGAGUUACGAUUCAAUGUUUGUGAACUAUUGAAAAAAUAUGAUCCUAGCUUCACUGAACCACUGAGCGACGGUGAAGAAGUUGAUAAUUAUAUCAGAAAUUUCCUCAAUAAAGAUUAA
Schistosoma spindalis is the source of this 2871-nucleotide messenger RNA. The record is from the annotation of a GenBank genome assembly. Lineage: Eukaryota; Metazoa; Platyhelminthes; Trematoda; Strigeidida; Schistosomatidae.